This is a messenger RNA of Rhineura floridana, 1269 nucleotides long. RefSeq names its product serine/threonine-protein kinase pim-1-like. Lineage: Eukaryota; Metazoa; Chordata; Lepidosauria; Squamata; Rhineuridae. Gene Ontology annotation, molecular function: protein serine/threonine kinase activity; ATP binding. Gene Ontology annotation, cellular component: cytoplasm. The record is from RefSeq and is a predicted model, not a curated record. The transcript has 2 exons. Gene Ontology annotation, biological process: virion assembly; protein autophosphorylation. Bases 1 to 1269 code for a protein of 422 amino acids.
AUGACCUCCACUCCAAAAGGCACAGAUAGAGGCAACUCCGAACUGGAAGAUGUUUUGGCUGAUGGCACCUUUAUGGGACCAAUGCGGCAAAUGCUUGAUGGUCAUGGGCAGAUUGCUUAUGUAUAUGUGCCUUUUACUACAUCUGAUCUGUUUAAUUGGAAGAAUCAGAUGCCAGGUUUAAGGGAAGAUCAAGACAAACAUUGCCAGUUGUGGGAGACUAUUUUUGCCAGCCACCACCCCACUUGGGCAGAUAUUCAGCCAUUAAUGAAUACUCUCCUCAGUCCAGAGGAGAAGUCACUAGUACUUUCUCAAGCCAAUGCCCUUGCAUUAGAAGAACAGAGACAAGGUGGCAACGCGCCCGGUUUGGCCCCAGCACAUGUUUUACCAAAACCAGAAGUACGCCUAAGCUUAAAGGAAUUAGUGACAGAGGAACCUAUGGAGAAGCUGUACCAGGUGGGCCCGCUGCUAGGCAGUGGCGGCUUCGGCUCGGUCUACUCGGGCACCCGGCUGGCAGAUGGAGCUCUGGUGGCCAUCAAGCAUGUGUCCCGGGACCGGGUUUCCGAAUGGGGAGAACUGCCUAGUGGGACUAGGGUACCCAUGGAGAUCUUGCUCCUGAAGAAGGUUGGUUUUGGCUUUCGGGGAGUAAUCCGUCUUCUGGACUGGUUUGAGAGGCCGGACAGUUUUAUUUUGGUUUUGGAGUGGCCUGAUCCUGUGCAAGAUCUCUUUGACUUCAUCACAGAGAGAGGGGCUCUGCCUGAGGAUUUGGCUCACAGCUUUUUCCGUCAGGUUUUGGAAGCAGUUCGACACUGCUACAGCCGUGGUGUUCUACACCGGGAUAUUAAGGACGAGAAUAUCUUGAUUGACCUGAGCAGUGGAGAGCUCAAACUUAUAGACUUUGGAUCUGGAGCACUGCUCAAGGACAUAGUGUACACUGACUUUGAUGGUACUCGUGUAUAUAGUCCUCCAGAAUGGAUUCGUUAUCACAAGUAUCAUGGCAGAUCUGCUACUGUCUGGUCACUUGGAGUAUUGCUGUAUGACAUGGUCUGUGGUGAUAUCCCCUUUGAACAUGAUGAGGAGAUCGUAAGGGGUCAAGUCUAUUUUUGGCAAAGGAUUUCUCCAGAGUGCCAACAUCUCAUUAAGUGGUGUUUGGCUUUGAGGCCUUCUGACAGGCCAUCCCUUCUGACCCAUUCUUGGAUGCAAGAUGUUCUCAUGCCUCAGGAAACAGCCGAGAUCUACUUACACAGUCUAAUUCAAGAGUUUAGCAAAUAG